CACAUCGUCGCGACUUCGACACGCCACGGCCUCUCGGGGAGGAAAGCCGGCAAGAACAAGGAAAGUGGUCAGCAGCGCAAGCCAUGGCGUCGAGUUCGAGCUUGGAUUUGGCAAAAAUCAUGGCUUCCAGCGUCCUCUUCCACUGCCGCGCCGUCCCCAAUGCCUCCGUUCUCCGGGGUAGGACCGCGAGCGCAGGGAGAAGCAAAAGCCUUGCCUUCUCCGCUUCCUCCUCCAACGGUGCAGCUGUUCCAUCCCUGUCUAAUGAUUCAGAGAAAAAGGGUCCUGUGGUGAUGGAAAUUCCGCUGGACAAGAUCCGGAGGCCACUGAUGCGGACACGUGCUAAUGAUCCCACCAAGGUGCAAGAGCUCAUGGACAGUAUCCGUGUCAUCGGCCUCCAAGUACCUAUUGAUGUGCUGGAGGUCGAUGGGGUUUACUACGGCUUUUCUGGAUGCCACCGCUAUGAGGCUCACCAGCGCCUUGGUCUCCCGACCAUCCGCUGCAAAGUCCGUCGAGGGACAAAAGAAACGCUGAGGCACCAUAUGCGAUGAGUUGGAUGUUAGUGAUGACCGCAUCAGCUAGAAAGUGAUCUAUGUAUCUAGAACUAAAAAGGACCUUCCCUGUUCUUUUUCAUCAUCUGUAAUCCUUCAUGCCUGUAAAUGUUACCCAAACAGAUCGGUUAAUAGACUUCUGAACCAAGCAGAAAAAAGAAAUGAUAUCUUUGCUACAA
This is a messenger RNA of Phragmites australis (common reed), 727 nucleotides long. RefSeq names its product sulfiredoxin, chloroplastic/mitochondrial-like. Gene Ontology annotation, cellular component: cytoplasm. The record is from RefSeq and is a predicted model, not a curated record. The coding region runs from base 84 to 548 and encodes 154 amino acids. Gene Ontology annotation, molecular function: sulfiredoxin activity. NCBI's taxonomy places the organism in Eukaryota, Viridiplantae, Streptophyta, Magnoliopsida, Poales, Poaceae. The transcript is spliced from 5 exons. Gene Ontology annotation, biological process: cellular response to oxidative stress.